AAAUCGAAGAAAAAAAUUAUCGAGCAAAAUAUUUUGAACCAUUUGGUAAAGAAAGUGAACGAUCUUCAUUUGCUGAAGAUGAUGGAAUUGCUUGUCGAAAGGUUCGUUAUUUGUCAAUGAAGGGAGUUUCGUCAAUUCGUCAAUGA
This is a messenger RNA of Cetraspora pellucida, 146 nucleotides long. NCBI's taxonomy places the organism in Eukaryota, Fungi, Glomeromycota, Glomeromycetes, Diversisporales, Gigasporaceae. The record is from the annotation of a GenBank genome assembly.